UCCGAGGCUCGCGGAGGGAGGACGGACAGACUCAGAGCGGCUCCACACAUCGCAAGCGGAGGAGGAGAGAGCAAGAAGGAUGCUCCAGUCGCGGUGACAUCUCCCCAACUCUCUCACUGAGACCAUCAGAAAGUCCCCCCUUGUCUUCCUUAUCAAUCAUUCUGUGGAUAAACACUAGACAAAUCUGAGGUGGGGGGGGAUUGCUCCGAACUGGACUGGAACAGCAAGCUGCGGAUGGUUUAUUUCUUGGCUGUGAAGGAUUUUUUUUUUUCUCCUUGCUUGGGACACGCGCGGACUCAAGGAGGCUUUUAAUUCAAGCAAGGAGAUGGAGUCAGCAGGUGGAGGUCACGACCCCUGCUGGAGGACACACUUGUAACCUGACAGGAAAUUGAUUUGGAGGCUGAUUGCCGAGUAGCGAGGACUUUCAUUGGAUGCGACGCCAGUAAUGAGCUAAAGGCUUGAAGGAUAUUGGAGGAGAAGUCGAAGAAGAUUGACACACGUGAAAUCACACUCCGAGCAUUCCCCUUGCCAAACAGGAAGUCACCUCAGUGGGGGCUGAGCUCCACUGAGAGAAACCAAAGAGAGAGAGAGAAAGAAAGAGAGAGCGAGAGGAGGUCGGAUUUGACGAUGAUGAUGAUGAUGCUGAGGGUGUUGCUGGUUUUAGCGGGACUCUGCGCCCUUUGUAGUCUGGCAACGGCGAGCCGGAGAGGACACGACUCCCUGGGUCACCGCUCCCACAGACACAGACAUGCAGGUCACACGUCAAUGCACAGACACCGGCCCCGGGUGGGCAAGGAGGGUCAGGUGUUGCACAGGUCCAAAAGAGGUUGGGUCUGGAAUCAGUUCUUUGUCAUUGAGGAGUACACCGGACCAGAUCCAGUUCUGGUAGGAAGGCUCCACUCCGACGUGGACUCGGGCAACGGCAACAUCAAGUACAUCCUGUCGGGCGAGGGCGCGGGAACCAUCUUCGUCAUCGACGACAAGACGGGCAACAUCCACGCCACCAAGACGCUGGACCGCGAGGAGCAGGCUCAGUACACGCUGACGGCGCAGGCGGUUGACCGAGACACCAACAAACCUCUGGAGCCGCCCUCCGAGUUCAUCGUCAAGGUGCAGGACAUCAACGACAAUCCGCCGGAGUUCCUGCACGGGCCCUACUACGCCAGGGUGCCCGAGAUGUCCAACGUUGGCACGUCGGUGAUGCAGGUAACGGCGACCGAUGCAGAUGAUCCCACGUAUGGAAACAGCGCCCGAUUGGUGUACAGCAUCCUACAGGGACAACCGUACUUCUCCGUGGAGCCUCAGACAGGAAUCAUCCGCACGGCGCUGCCCAACAUGGACCGCGAGGCCCGGCAGGAGUACGACGUGGUGAUCCAGGCCAAGGACAUGGGCGGUCACAUGGGCGGCCUGUCGGGGACCACAGAGGUCAAAAUCACACUCACCGACGUCAACGACAAUCCACCCAAGUUCCCGCAGAGCGUGUAUUCCAUGUCCGUGUCGGAGGACAAAGUAGAGGGUGAGGAGGUGGGCCGUCUCAAGGCCAAGGACCCCGACAUGGGUGACAACGGGCUGGUCAACUACCGGCUGACAGAUGGAGACGGGCUGGGGAUGUUUGUGCUCAGCACCGACUCUGAGACCAGGGAGGCCAUCAUCAAGCUAAAAAAGCGUGUGGAUUUUGAGACCAAGAGGUCGUACACGCUUAAGGUGGAGGGCUACAACGUGCACGUCGACCCGCAGUACCUGGCCUGGGGGCCGUACAAGGACGAGGCCACGAUAAAGAUUUCAGUGGAGGAUGCAGACGAGCCACCCGUAUUUGUGGCACCCUCGUAUACGUUUGAAGUGGAGGAAAACGCCCCCGCCGGUACUCAGGUGGGACGAGUCCACGCCAAGGACACGGACAUCGACAACAACCCAGUCAGGUACAUGAUUCCACGGUACACGGACGUGGAGCAGUUCUUCAGCGUCAACUCGGAGGAUGGCAUGAUCACCACCACCAGACCGCUGGAUCGAGAGACUCAGGCUUGGCACAAUAUUUCUGUGUCGGCCACUGAGAUAGGAGGCCACCACCAGGACACCAAAGUGCGCGUGAACAUCAAAGUGAAAGACAGGAACGACAACGCUCCAGAGUUUGCCACCAACAAUGAAGUCCUCAUGUGUGAAAAUGUUGCACCGGGAAAGAUGAUAGAAACGGUCAGCGCAGUGGACAAAGAUGAGAUGGCCCAUCGUCAACACUUCACCUUCAGCCUGGCACCAGAGGUGGCCCACAACCACAACUUCUCCCUUAAAGACAACAGAGACAGCACGGCCAGCAUUUACGUGCUGCGUCAGGGUUUCAGCCGCCUGACGCAGGAUGUCUACUUCCUGCCGGUGGAGAUCAACGACAACGGCGUUCCGGCCAUGAGCAGCACCAGCACGCUGACCGUACGCGUUUGCUCCUGCGACAGCAAGGACACCAUCUUGUCCUGCAACGUGGAGCCCUACGUGCUGCCCGCCGGCCUCAGCACGGGCGCGCUCAUUGCCAUCCUGGCCUGCAUCGUCAUCCUGCUGGUCAUCGUGGUGCUAUUUGUGGCACUGCGGCGUCAAAAGAAAGAGCCUCUGAUCGUCUUUGAGGAGGAGGACAUCCGAGAGAACAUCAUCACCUACGACGACGAGGGCGGUGGCGAGGAGGACACGGAGGCCUUCGAUAUCGCCACGCUUCAGAAUCCAGACGGCGCCAACGGCUUCCACCCGAGGAAGGACAUGAAACCGGAGCUCCAGUUUCCCCUGCGUCCCGGCGGCCACCCGGCAGCCAACAGCGUGGACGUGGACGACUUCAUCAAGACGCGCGUGGCCGAGGCUGACAGUGACCCCACCGCGCCGCCCUACGACUCCAUCCAGAUCUACGGCUACGAGGGCCGCGGCUCACUGGCCGGUUCGCUCAGCUCUCUAGAAUCGGUGACCACCGAGUCCGACCUGGAUUAUGACUAUCUGCACAGCUGGGGUCCGCGCUUCAAGAAGCUGGCCGAUUUGUACGGCACCAAAGACUGCUCCGUUCACGACGGCGAUGACGACGAUGACUGUUAACGUUGGGACCCCCCCUCUCCUUCCCCCAAAAUAAUAACACAUUUCCGAUGAUUCCACAAAGAUUUUGUCUCCAACGCCUUCCCAACUUUCUCCCAUUUCCUCCCAAGUAACAGAUGCCGAGAGCUCCUGACUUCACUUCUCACGGACCGGAGCAGAAUCGGGCGGGAAAAAUGUAUCGCGUCACCCGUGUGUUUGGACUUUAAUUAGUGCAAAAAAAAAAAAAAGGAAAAAAAAAAGAAAAAAAACUGUCUAGCUGAAAUUAGAGGUCGUGUACACUUUUGUGGACUGGAUUCACAAACAUCUUUGAGGUUUUACUCUACUGACGGGGUCCUAAAGACCACUGUCCCAGCUGGACCGCCGGUCCCGCCGUUUGUUGUUGCUGUGCGAUACUGCUAAGGACUCUGGGUUGUUGAUACUGUCUUGGCAGUACGGUGGCCUUAAAAUAAAUCAACAACAACUCCGGAGGCCAACACACACAAUACGAGUCCGACGACGUAAGACGCUUUCAGUAGCUACAAAAACCAGGACUGAGGCUCUGAGGUGAAAAAACAAACAAACAAAAAACAAGAUGGACCAGAUUGGACGUCAAAACUGUGGAUGCCGAUUAUUUUUUUUUUUGAUCCUUCGCUCCUGUUUCCUAUCACUCACUUCCGCCUAGGGUUGCAAAGAGAUGACAUAUUUCCAGUGAAUUUUGGGUAAAUUUCCAUGGGAAGAUAACUGAGGAAUUUUGAAAAAUAUUCCCAAAAAUAUAUAUUUUUUGCUUUUUCCAUUAAUUAGGAAUCAAGCAUGAGCUUUGUGUGAAAAGAAACAGCUGCUUGGGCCCUAAUACAUCUAUUUUUUUGCAUUUAUGUAAAACAAAAACAUGAAUGAGAGGGCAUUGGGUGUCAAAAUAAUGUUUUAAAUGAUACACAGAUAUACAACUAAAAAUGGCAUUGGCUUUUGACACGGUGUUCCUCAUUCACUCCAGGAACCGCAUCAUCAUUUCUCACUUUCGACAACCUAUCGUGACACUUUUGUUGUUUGUACCAUACAUAUACAUACUCUGUUAAAGUGUAAGGUACUUAAAUUUGGCCCAUUUCCAUCGUGUUGGCACUUCUCUCUCUCAUUGACAAGCCAAGAUUCACUUCCUUAUCGUUUCUUCUACUCAAAAGUGAUUCUGAGCACGAAUCCAAAGUGAUGUAACAGUGUCAUCGACUGGCAGCUGUUUCUCAAUAACCUUAUCCUUGCCUACCAGUUCAAAAAUAUCCUUGAUAAAUAGUUUACCAGUAGCGGUAAACAGUUGGAUUCCGGUUGACGAAUAUAAACAUGGCAGAGAAUGAGGUAAGAGUUAACCUUUUCAUUUAGUCAAUUCCUGGUUUUGAGUCAUUUCUUGACAAAAUUCCCGUUCAUCUCCAUGGAAAGUUUCCAACUGUGAAAAUGCCCACAAUUUUGCAACCCUACUUCUGCCACUGAUGAUGAUGAUGAUCAAUCAUAAAUGAGUAAAAACCUGUGAGAUCUUCAAUAUCGCCUUAACAGACACUCGCAGUGCAUUCUAUCGAUCCGUUGUUGUGCUUUUGUUCAUUUUUCAAGUCAACAGCGCAAGCUAGCUAGCCUCCAUGUUUGCAGAGAAUGUGCAAAACGAGUGGUGGGUUACACUCGUUAAAAACAGAACAGGAUGUGACGUGUUUUCGGAAAGGCUGGGCGACAUCUGUUGCAUCAACAUGUGUUGCAAUCAUUUCCGAAAAACAUUUGCCCACCCUCUACCACCACCCCGCCAUUCCCAGAAGCCAGGACGUCAUUUUUUUAAGUGGUUAAACCUCAUUUUUUUUAUUAUAUUAUUAUUAUUAUUAUUAUUAUCAGUUUUUUUAUCAGUAUUAUCAUUAUUAUUAUUAUUAUUUUGACUGUUGUAUGAUUUGGCAACGCAUUUUUAGCUCUUUAUCUGAUUUUCCGCCAAAGGGUUAAGCCUUGGUUUGUUUAGCUUUUUUUUUGCCUUUUUGUUUUUUGGGCUUUGUUUUCCGUCAUUUGGCGUUUCAUCGUGGUUCCUCCGCACUCGAGAGGAAUACGGCGAAGCGACCUGUUAGUCGCUCCAGAGAAAACGCCUGGUUUUUAUUCUUCUGUCAAGUUUUAUGGUACCAAUUUGUACAAUUUUAAAAGUUCUUAUUUUUUAGUAUACAUGCAGAAUAUUCCAGUAUUACAACAAAAAAAAACAUGUUACAAUUAAAAAAAAAAGAAAAAAAAACAAAAUGAGUCAGCAUCACACUUAUAUUUUCUGAACAUUGUACUGUUGAUUUACUAUGUGCUUCAAUCUACGAAGCGAAAAAAAAAACAAACUUUGAAAUAAAUGCUCUUUUUACGAAAUG
Hippocampus comes (tiger tail seahorse) is the source of this 5402-nucleotide messenger RNA. RefSeq names its product cadherin 11, type 2, OB-cadherin (osteoblast) (gene cdh11). Gene Ontology annotation, cellular component: catenin complex; plasma membrane; adherens junction. Bases 628 to 3063 code for a protein of 811 amino acids. The transcript is spliced from 17 exons. The record is from RefSeq and is a predicted model, not a curated record. Gene Ontology annotation, molecular function: beta-catenin binding; calcium ion binding; cadherin binding. NCBI's taxonomy places the organism in Eukaryota, Metazoa, Chordata, Actinopteri, Syngnathiformes, Syngnathidae. Gene Ontology annotation, biological process: homophilic cell-cell adhesion; cell morphogenesis; cell-cell junction assembly.